GGGAGUGGAUUACAAUUGAAUGUAGAAAUCGUUGCUCAAGCUUUAUUCGAAUAACCCAAUGAAAUGUCAUACAUUUAACUACAUUUAAUUUCAUUUGAUAUGAGAACGCCCUCCAAAAAAAAAAAAAAAAAGGAAAACUUUUGUCGGUUGAGAUUAAUUUUAGUUCAACUGCGAUAUCAGGAGGGAGGGAUUGCUCCAGAAGGUUCACUUCAGUCCCUCGAAGCGCAAACGACUUCGGAAGCAGAGUUACGUACAUUAUACUCUAUAUCCGGAAACAAUGGGCGUCGGAACUAAGCUCUGGCUGAGUGUGGGAACAGUGAUUUGCCUAAUCGGAAGCGGGGCAGUGGCAGUGGCAGUCGGCGAGAUGCUCAAGUGCUACCAGUGCAACGAGGCGGAUCAGACGUGCGGAUCAGCGCAGAAGCCGCUCGGGCACAUUGGCGAGUGCCCCCACUCAACGAUGUGCUCGAAAACCGUAUUGACCAUGACCCUACUCGAGGGACAGCAGUGGGUCAAGACGAUGCGGGGCUGUGCCCAGCAACUGAAUACCACACAUGUCUUUGUCAAAAAAGCGUGGGUGGAAAAAAUCGUCGUGGAGGAGCCGUACCAAGAGGACUGCAUCGAGGAGAAGGUGAACGCCAGGAACACCGUUCUCCUCUGCCACUGUCGCGGACACCUGUGCAACGCAUCGCGCAGUCUCGCACCUGACGGCCGAAUGCUGCCGCUUAUCCUCUUGGGCUUUAUCUGGUACUGGAGCUAUAGGAAACUGCACAUGUGAUCGAGCGCCUACCAGUCGGACGCACUUUUUGGGGAGUGCCGGUGCUGAUGCUCGUACUUCCUGCUCUCUAAGCCGACUCAAAUUGUUUGAAAUUAGUUUUAAGCAGAUUAAAGAUUUAUGUGCGACACUUUCCGACUUGCCGGAGGAGAGACGUCUCGUCAAUGAAAUAAAACACACUCAAACUUGUUCUGACAUUGGAUAUGGAUCGUAAAUACUUGAAUUGACCGGAGAUUAGCAUCGAACCGAACCGAACCGAACCAAAACCGAUCCCAAGCCGAUCCUACCUGGCCGUGAUACACGGUACUCGGAUAAUAUGAAAUGCCAGUGACGCAUCGCAUCGAAGAAAGUGUGAGAUUUGGACAGAAUGUGAUUCCAAGGUCAAUGGAAAUAUACAUACAUACAUAUGUACAUAUGUAGAUAUUUUUUUAAUAAUAAAAUAACACCAGCAGCACCCUGCGGUGUGAAGAUCUCAUCUGAUAUCUGACUGCAAAUGCUCGUGGCAUGCAAAUCAAGUGCCAACCGCCCGAGCAUCACCAAUCGAACUU
Molecule: messenger RNA, 1320 nt
Organism: Drosophila obscura
Lineage: Eukaryota; Metazoa; Arthropoda; Insecta; Diptera; Drosophilidae
Exons: 2
Coding region: 278-775 (165 amino acids)
Biological process (GO): regulation of synaptic transmission, cholinergic; positive regulation of voltage-gated potassium channel activity; sleep
Source: RefSeq, a predicted model, not a curated record